Molecule: messenger RNA, 444 nt
Organism: Laccaria bicolor S238N-H82
Lineage: Eukaryota; Fungi; Basidiomycota; Agaricomycetes; Agaricales; Hydnangiaceae
Exons: 1
Coding region: 1-444 (147 amino acids)
Biological process (GO): sterol biosynthetic process
Cellular component (GO): endoplasmic reticulum
Molecular function (GO): squalene monooxygenase activity
Source: RefSeq, a predicted model, not a curated record
AUGAUUGUUCUCUCGCCCAUGGACUAUCCACCAUCCUUCGCUCAAAACCACUCCGAAUAUGUCUACUCGAACGCUCGCUCUCUGAGCCAGAUUGUCGGCGAGUUCCUACAGCCCGGGGGCGUCACAGCUUUGCGGAAACCGGGGAUCGAGAAGUGUCCGGGAGGAAUCGACGCUAUACGUGUGAAAGGGUAUUGUGUAGUGGAGGACGGCAAGUCCGUGGAGAUUCCGUAUCCUGGACGACACGAAGGAUGGCGCUAUCAUGGCCUUACACGCCGUGGCGAACGAUGUUGUCGAGGCACCUGUGGCGGUUUUUUGGGCAAAACGGUCAAGUGGUGGCAUGAAAGACACAAAGCUGGCAGGGUACCGAGCCGACCUCGUCGUCGUUGGGGUGUUUCUCCAACUUCCACAUGGCAGUUAUGGGUUCCUCCAUCGGCCAGUCGGUAA